GUAGUCCUGAAUACAUAUGUAAAAGGAGAUUAAUGUUUAAAAAAUAAUAUCAGGUCGUUGUGUUUAAGAACGAAAAAUUUGUAAGCUUUCACACAUACACAGGACGAGUGCCUGACUGGUCUCCUCCAUAUAGAUCAUUUUCUCAAUCAUUUCUUUUUGGCUUGCAAAUCUAAAACUCUGUAUUAUUGGCCCCUUCGUAUAAAAAAUAAAGAUAAAACGUUAUAAUGGAUUCCCUAAGUGACAGAUUUAUAUCUUUCAUUAUCAUUGAUGCCAUAUUCAUUCGUUAACUUCUAAUAGAUCGCGGUGUGAGAUUGUGAUACCAUUGAUAGUAGUAGCCUGUAGCCUGAUAGCGUGGUAGCAUUAGACAAGAUCGAUCCACUGCAAAUCACUCCAAAGCUUGACUUGUUUAUCUUUUUUUAAUCGUUCAUCGUAAAAUUUACACUCGAAAUAAUAUCACUUCUACAUUAUGGUCUAACUUAUUGAUCUUAGAUAUUAACAGUAUCGUGUCUCGAUAGUCUCCUAUGAUUUUAAUUUUUCCUAUAAAACAUCGAUAAUUUAAAGACCUUCGGCAUUUCGGUUUCAUAGAACGAACAUGACGGUCACGGCCUUCGCUAGUCAAGCUGUUUUAAUUCCGCGGGAAAUUAUGUAUUUCGGUAGAAACAUAUCACGUCUUUAUCAUCGUCAUCAAAAACUAUGUCGCGUAAACAGUAUCCUGUUAGGAAAAUGCUUGUCUCCUCCGUUCGCCCUCGAUACAUGGACUGUACAGAGGACGUGUCAUGGGAAUAAAAGUAAAGUAGACAAUUUUCCCGGUACUUUAUCGAAACAACAAGCGAAAGAGUUGACCGCCAAGCUUACUUCGGAAGAACGUGAACACUUCUUAAGUGCUCUCCAAGAAUGUAAAUCCGAAGAAGAUAAGGCUGGAUAUCAACGCCAAUUAGCAGCCUUCCGUUGGUGUAAUGAACUUGGAAGGCCUACCAAAAUACCAUCACUAGGAGACGUUGAUGCUACAGGCAAAUAUUGUCGUGUACCCGAUGAUUGGCUUUUGCGCAAGUAUGUUGAGAAUGUUCCAGGACCAACGACGAAAAAUCUAGUAUUAGUUGCAAUUGCGAAUGCAAUUCCGUUCAUUGGGUUUGGUUUUCUUGACAACUUCAUCAUGAUUAUCGCUGGAGACCAAAUUGAAAUGAUAUUAAACAAAAAAUUUCCGAUAUCAACUAUGGCAGCCGCAGCAUUAGGAAAUACAGUUUCUGAUAUAAUAGGAAUUGGAUCUGUUCACUAUGUAGAAAUUUUUGCCCAUAAAAUUGGAUUUCAAGCACCGAAACUUACUUCUAUAGAAUUAAAUCUGCCUAAAACAAAACUAGCUGCAAAUUUGGGACGAGUUGUCGGAGUUACGAUUGGCUGUCUUAUCGGAAUGACGCCUAUUCCGCUUUUUUCGUACCUUCAUAAUGGUGGUUGAACUUGUGAGUACUAAACGCUCGAAAGUUUUAUCGUUCUCCCAAGAAUAUUAAUUCCUACCUUUGCAUCAAACAAAUAUGUAAUAGUAGAAACAACUAUCCCUUUGCAUAGUCCGUGUAACACAAAUGGAGCUUUUAUAAUUGUUUGUAAUUUUAAUUUAUGACAAUCACAGUGUUUAUGUAAUAUAGUAUAAUCUCUGUAAUAAUGAAUGUAUUUAAUGUAUGAAUAUGUAUAAAGCAAUAUAUUAUUAAAGUUG
Messenger RNA from Hylaeus anthracinus, 1708 nucleotides. RefSeq lists its product as uncharacterized. The transcript is spliced from 6 exons. Lineage: Eukaryota; Metazoa; Arthropoda; Insecta; Hymenoptera; Colletidae. Gene Ontology annotation, cellular component: mitochondrion. The record is from RefSeq and is a predicted model, not a curated record. The coding region runs from base 593 to 1453 and encodes 286 amino acids.